AUGCCGGGACCGGGAAUUGGUCGGGCAGUGGGUCGCGGUAUGCCAACAGCGGCUCCCGUAGCGGGUGCUCCGCCUGGACUUCAAGGACCGGUGCGAGGAGUGGGCGGUCCGGCGGCUACUGUUAUGGCACCGCAAGGAAGAGGUCUUCCGCCGACUCCGCCCUCAACACCUCAGGGAAUUGGAGGCCGAGGCGCUCCACCCCCAGGACUUAUGGGUCCGCCUCCAGGUAUGAUACCAGGAAUGCCGGGCGCACCACAAGGCAUGCCAAUGGGCAGAGGUAUGCCUCCAACUGGACCGCCACCUAUGGGACCACCGCCUGGUAUGAGAGCCCCUCCGCCAGGUAUGAUGAGAGGAGCCCCACCGCCGGGCGCUCCGGGAUUGCCUCGUCCUCCACAUUAA
Medioppia subpectinata is the source of this 399-nucleotide messenger RNA. The record is from the annotation of a GenBank genome assembly. Lineage: Eukaryota; Metazoa; Arthropoda; Arachnida; Sarcoptiformes; Oppiidae.